Messenger RNA from Dibothriocephalus latus, 366 nucleotides. Lineage: Eukaryota; Metazoa; Platyhelminthes; Cestoda; Diphyllobothriidea; Diphyllobothriidae. The record is from the annotation of a GenBank genome assembly.
AUGCUAAGGGUAGCGCUUUCACACCUUGCGCGUCACUCCCCUGCGCGUGCCAUCGCCUACUUCGGUGACGGCACACAGCAUCCCCUCGCCUUAACGCGGGGCACGGCUACGCUUUAGCGCGUCACAGACAACCUGCGGGCCAUCUCCGACGUUGUGGUGCCCAUUACCACACAAGUGUUCCUCUGCACCCGCGUUCUAAUCUCCCGCAUCUCCUCAACCUCUCUGGCCUCCCUAUGGCAUAUUGUCAUUCCGGAAUUGGUAAGUCACUUCCCCGGUUACUUUCGUCAAACUCACAACUACGAUAAUCUUACAAUUGAUUGCACCUUUGCACACACACGCACUUGGUCACCAUGUACUUUCACGUAG